Molecule: messenger RNA, 1083 nt
Organism: Melanotaenia boesemani (Boeseman's rainbowfish)
Lineage: Eukaryota; Metazoa; Chordata; Actinopteri; Atheriniformes; Melanotaeniidae
Product: NLR family CARD domain-containing protein 3
Exons: 3
Coding region: 19-1068 (349 amino acids)
Molecular function (GO): metal ion binding
Source: RefSeq, a predicted model, not a curated record
CUGACUGAUGCCCAGAACAUGAGUGAGUGUGUGGAGAAAGAUGAAGACAGAGCAGAGUCUGCAGGAUCCAUCUGUCCAUCUCUGAAGAGUGACCUGUCCAUGCACGAACAUCCAUGCUUUAGUAAUGAUCCUGGACCCCCAAACCCCAUAGGGAGGAAGAGGAGUGGUGUUUGUGAUGAGGAGCAGCUGUCCUGCUGUGCUAUAUGUCAAGAUGCCUUGAAGGAUCCAGUCUCCACCACCUGUGGACACUGGUUCUGUAGAUACUGCAAAACCCCAUACUGGGAGCAGUCUGGCUCAUCAGGGGAAUCCUCCUGUCCCUGGUGUGGAGAAAAAUCCAUAAGACGACCCACAGAUGUUGGUCUACAGGAGGUUUUAGAUGAACAUAAAAUCAGUCUGAGGAGGAGAUGUGAACAUGUGACAGAAGGAACUGAUGGAACAGGAAGUAAAACCCUCCUCAACAGGAUCUACACUGAGCUCUUCAUCACAGAGGGACAGAGUGAAGAGGUUAAUACCCAACAUGAGGUGAGGCAGCUGGAGACCGCUUCCAAGAUCAACACCCUCCAUGACACUCCAAUCAGGUGCCACGACAUCUUUAAAACCUUACCUGACCAACAUGGACCAAUCAGAGUGGUUCUGACCAACGGCGUCGCUGGUGUUGGAAAAACCUUCUCAGUGCAGAAGUUCACUCUGGACUGGGCAGAGGGCUUGGAGAACCAAGAUGUCAGUGUGGUGGUUCUGCUUUCAUUCAGGGAGCUGAACUUGAUCAGAGAUGAUCAGUACAGUCUUCUCCAGCUGCUCCAUGUUUUCCAUCCAACAUUCCAGAAGAUCCCAGCAGAGCAGCUGGCUGUCUGGAAACUUCUCUUCAUCUUUGAUGGUCUGGAUGAAAGCAGACUUUCUCUGGACUUCAACAACACUGAGGUUGUUUCUGAUGUCACACAGAAGUCUUCAGUCAACGUGCUGCUGACAAACCUCAUCAAGGGGAAUCUGCUGCCCUCAGCUCUUAUCUGGAUCACUUCCAGACCUGCAGCAGCCAAUCAGAUCCCUCCUACAUGUGUUGAGAUGAGAUGAGUCCACAGGAGCUGA